Messenger RNA from Drosophila grimshawi, 4901 nucleotides. It is a transcript of the gene Mondo, whose product is annotated as protein WBSCR14 homolog. The transcript has 11 exons. Gene Ontology annotation, cellular component: nucleus. Gene Ontology annotation, biological process: regulation of transcription by RNA polymerase II. Bases 866 to 4582 code for a protein of 1238 amino acids. Lineage: Eukaryota; Metazoa; Arthropoda; Insecta; Diptera; Drosophilidae. Gene Ontology annotation, molecular function: protein dimerization activity; DNA-binding transcription factor activity, RNA polymerase II-specific; RNA polymerase II cis-regulatory region sequence-specific DNA binding. The record is from RefSeq and is a predicted model, not a curated record.
UUCUGUUUUGGUUGUAUUGCUGCAGGGCCCAAUUACUGUAAUCGCAAUAGCACCGGUUUCAUUCUAUUCUAUGUUCUUCAGUUGCUCGAGCAACUUGAUCAGUCCCGUUUCACAAAUUGAAAAGUUAUCAACGGCCGCCGGCUGCCAACUGACGAUUAUCAGCCCCUAAUAACUUACGUCUAUGUGUGUGUGUGUGUGUGUGUGCUCUUUUAUGUUUGUGUUGUGACGCAUUUAACUGCAAACGUGUAAAAAGUGGGGCGUGUUUUCCUAUUGGAAAAGCAGAAGAGAAGCAACCAAAACAACAAGCAACAAGUGCAUAGAAAAGUGAAGUAAAAUUAAAAAUUAAAAUUAAAAGCAGAAUAAACGGUAUCGCUUUAAUAAAAGCAAUGCUAAUUAAAAGAAUAUUAAGAAAAUAGUAGAAAAUUCAAACAAACAUAAAUGUGGUAAUUGAAAUGCGUCAAAAAUAACCCAAAAGUGAUAAUUAAAGUUUUCAAAGAAAUAUUGUAUAAUUAAUGCUUGAUAAGCUUUAAUAUACAGAAAAAACAAAACGAAAUAUGCAUCCGAGGUGUGAAUAUAAAAUCUAAAUAAAUACACAGAGAAUACAAAAUAUAAAAAAAAGACAUAAAAUCACUAAUAAAAUAAUCGUGCAAUUUUAAUUAAAUUACAUUUUGCAGAGAUUUUUAUAUACGUUUAGGGAAAUCGUAAGCUCAAAAUACGUAUUCACAAAACAAUAUGAAAUUAUAUUAAGUAAUAAUGAUAAUAAUAAUAUGUGCCUGAAACAUAAAAAAAAAGAAGAAUAUCCUAACCUCACCUUUGCACCUGGUCACACUAUAAAACCAAAUACAAUAACAGUAAAUAUUAAAAAAUGAUGUUGAACAAAUACGAAAGCUAUCAGCGCACAAACAUGUUCCCCCAUCAUCAACAGCAACAGCAACAACAACAGCAACAGCAAUUGCAGAAUCAACAGCAGCAGCAGCUUUCGCUCUCCCACUCGCACCCGCAGCAGCUGCCUCAUUCACUUUCCCAGCUACAGUACGUUAACAGUGCCGCAGGCAGCACAGCAGCAGCAGAGCUGGCCGCAGCCGCCGCAAUGCUGGCAGCAUCGAAAGCAGAGCGCGAAUCGAUUCAUUCGGGCCAAUUUAUGGUGUCGCACUUCGAAGCCGAGGAGGCGCAGGAUGAUCUCGAGGACGACGGCGAGGUGAAAAUGCUCGAUCCCGAGGAUCCUAGUCUCGAUAAGACCGGGGAACCGACAAACACCUGUCGCGAUGUCCAGUUAUAUGUGCCACAGACUGCCGUUAAUUUUCCGCGCAUGGAUCUGGAUCGCGAGUGCGACGAUAACAGCAUGGUGAGCAUGGUCACCUCACACCUCGAAAUCGAGACCUCGCUCACCAAACUCUUCAAGUGCAUGAAUCUGGCCUAUAGUCAAAAACUCACUUCGCCGAAAUGGAAUCACUUUAAGGGAGUACGUUUGCGUUGGAAGGACAAAAUACGACUUAAUAAUGUCAUCUGGCGUUGCUGGCAUAUGCAAUUUAUACAAAAGCGCAGAACGCCGGUGUGUCAAUUCGCAUCGCCGCUGGACGUUGACAUACAUAGUAAUCCACAAACCGUUGUGCUUGAGGGAAAGUAUUGGAAACGUCAUGCAGCUGUCAUCAAAGCCGAAUAUAGAAAAUGGCGCAAAAAUUAUAAAUCAAAAGCAAUUGGAUGCUUGACUUAUGAUUCGAAAAGUGAAUUGGACUUUUUGGAAUGGUCUCCGCUGAACGAUAGAAACUUAAUGCCAGACGACUGGACAACAGAUACAUUGUUCUCGGCAAUAAAUGUACCAUUUCCCUUUCCCGAUUCCAGAGAGAUCGCACGCGGUGCAGGCAUUGCGGAUUUUAUACAGCCAAGUCUGGGACCGCUGCAACCGAAUUUAGAUGAUAUCGAUAUUACGUUCUCAGAUUUGCUCACCACGACCUCGUCGCGUUUGCCACCUGUGCCCGAGGAGGGCACCGAUGCGGAUAUGCUUAAGGGCGACGACUAUUGCCUGCCUGCAAUUGUUGGCGCUCCGCACACGCUCUACACCAGCGACAACAUGAUGGAUGUGGUGGCCACCAGCAGCGGAGGCAGUGGAGGUGGGAAUGCUCAAGUGGAUGCCAGCAUGCUGGGGUUGAAUACGCCCAACAUUGGUAACAUGGGCUACGGCGACAUUGGACAACAGUUUACGGCGGCGAGGCAAGCGCAACAAACGGUCAACGAAUCGCAGCAACAGCAACUGCUGAGCGAUAGUCAGGCGACGCGAUUGCAUACAGUGAAGCACUUUGGUUCCAUUGGCAGCAAUGAUAGCAGCAAUCGUUGCUCCGUCGGCGACAGUUUCUCCAGCAAAAGCGUUAUCAACGGACGUGUUGCUAAGAAUACGCAGCGUCCUUUCCGCCGGGAGCCGCACAACUACGACAAGGCACAGCCGACGCUGCACCAGACGAACCUCUAUCAGCAGAUGCUGGCCGAGCAGCAAAAGAAUCAGCAGCAGCAUCUGAGUGGCGGCGCCGUGUUGCAGGCGUAUCAGACGCCCCAACAGCAGCAGCAGCAACAACAGCAGCAACAGCAGCAACAAUUGCAACAGCAACAACAGCAGCAGCAGCCGCGGCUGCACUUUCCUACGCAACAGCAACAGCAACAAAACGCUUACAAUACACAAGGUUUCUUGAACAACUAUACGGAUAGUUAUCAGCAACAGCAGCAGCAGCAGCAGCAACAACAGCUGGCCCCACAGCAGCAGCAACUUAAUGUCAAAGUGGAACCGCAUCAGUCAGACAUGAUGUCCUUAUUAAGCGAUGGUGCCUACAAUUCAAUUAGUUACAAACCAUACCCGCAGUUUAAAAAGUCAGCUUCAACCGGCACCUUUUUGAAUAUGCCACGCGUUCCACAACAACAACAGCAGCAGCAGCAGCAGCAACAACAGCAGCAGCAACAAAGUUAUUUGCAACAAGAGCAGCAGCAGUCGCAACUGCAGAUGCAACAGUCCCUGCCGUUGGGCUUGGGUCUAAGCGCACAACAACUUAUACAGCUGACACGCCAGCAACAAGCGAACACUGCACAGCAGCAGCAACAUCUGCAGAUGCAACAACAAACUGUCGCCAGUCUGCUGUUGCCACAGCAGCAAUCGCAACAGCAACAGUCGCAGCAGCAACAACAGCAGCCUGCCGUCAGCGUUGCCUCCUGGGCAACGCCCAACACAACCAUCUUGCCCAAGGAGAUGCAUCGCUCAAAUAGUCUCCCCCUAAAUGUAUCGCUACCCAAGCUCAUCCAUCACGAACAGCAGCAACAACCGCAACAGCAACAACAGCAGCAGCAGCAGCAACAGUUCGCCAUGCCCAAAUAUCAUGUGAAAAGCAAGGCACGGGGUCGCAGCAACUCAUACACAGUUAUUGCCGCCGGCGGCGGUUCGCCGAUCAACAAUGGACAUGGUAACAUAAGCAACAGUUGCAGCAAUUUGCUCGUCACACAACAAAUGCAGCAGGCGACCAGCGAUCCCAUGCUCAAUAGCACUCUAGCCCAACUGCUGACGUCGAAUACACGCCUGCAGGCCGCCGUAGCGAACAAGUCGCAUCAGUCAAAUUCUUCCGCACAUGCCAUAGCCAGCGGUGGCAGCAGUAGCAGCAGCAGCGGAGGCGGCAGCAGUAACAGCAACCAGCAGACGCAAUCGCUGUAUGCUGUUAGCAAUGCGGCAACCCCGCCGUUGUCGGUGCCUGUGCCGUUGCCAUCGCAGCACCACUCACCAAAGAAGUCGGCCUCGUUGCCCGUGACGAUCGCUGCGCCGGCGUUGCACAGUCCGCCCGGCUCGAAGAUGCUCAGUUUUAGUCAAGGCACCAGCAAUUUGGGCAGCAGUCUGAGCCUGUCGCCGGACUCGCCGUUCCACGACUCGCAGGAUUCGCCAUUGUCGCCGAGCAGCCUUAAGUAUCAGCCACGCGAUACACAAAGGCGCGCAGGGCACAUCCAUGCGGAGCAGAAGAGACGCUAUAAUAUUAAGAAUGGCUUCGAUACGCUGCACGCGCUCAUUCCGCAGCUGCAGCAGAAUCCGAAUGCCAAGCUGAGCAAGGCGGCCAUGCUGCAGAAGGGCGCUGAUCACAUCAAACAACUGCGACAGGAGCGGAACGUACGCAAGGAAAAAAUCGAAGCACUGCGCAUGGAGCGCGAUUCGCUAAACAACUCUUUGAUGCAUUUGCACUCUGUGCUGCCGGCGAAUGGUGCGCCUGUGACACGCCAGGGCACGGAGAAUGUGCGUCAGCUUUAUGAGGUCUAUGUGCGCUACAAGACAAUGAGCGAUUGGAAGUUCUGGAUUUUGGGUCUCAUCUUGGAGCCUUUGUUAGCCUCUUACACGUCGACCGUAUCCAGCGCCAGUUUGGAUGAGUUGCGUCGCACAGCCUUUCUCUGGGUGGAUCAGCAUUGUUCGCUUAUAGAUUUGCGACCAGCUGUAACAAAUAAAUUAAAGUACCUGUCCAUGCAUACCGAUAUCGUCUCGGAGCCGCCCAGCAAAAUGCAGGAUGAGGUGGCCAAGUCAAUGCAGAACACCAGCGGCCAGCAUCCCAAUCUGCAUGGCUCCUAACCGUUUUUGCUGGUCGUGAUAUGAAUUUAACCCAUUGCUACAACAAACCCAAUUCCCUUGGUUACUGCUGCUGCUCCUGACCACAGACUGCAGCUAUAAAUUGUACAAACCGCCACCCGCGAGGGGGACAGAUUUAUUAUAUGUAUGCAACGGAUGUAAUUGUUAAACGUCUAACACAAAGUUAAGACUCCCAACAGCCCGAAAGCCGUCAACAGAUGCAGCUGCAACUGCAGUUAGCGCCAUGCUAAGCAGCAUAUAGUGCCUACAAUUCUAUGACUUAAGGGUAAAAUAAAGAAACGAUUUUACAAUUUUUUCAAAA